GGCGAGCUGUUAGCCCGACUCCGAAAACAUGUUGAGGUUAUCCGCAAUGGAGAACCCGACAGAGUUACUUGGCUCUCCCGGGUAUAACAUUUAUUAAGUGAAAUGGGAGAAGCGGACUCUGUUUUACAACGAAGCAGGCAGCUAAAGUAGAAGUAGGCAGGAUGGGGGAGCGGGCUGUCAGCGGCUCCGUGGCGGCGAUCUCUCCGGUGCAGCAGAUGCUGGCCUCUGGCACUGGAGCCCUCCUCACAUCUAUUUUUGUCACACCGCUGGACGUUGUGAAGAUCAGGCUGCAGGCUCAGCAAACACCCUUCCACCAAGCUUUAGCCAGUGAGUCGACUCCAUGGGGUGGCGUUAUCCGCCCAUCCAAGUGGAAAUGUUUCCUUUAUUGUAACGGGCUGAUGGAUCACAUCUAUGUGUGUCAGAAUGGAACCAGCUGCACCAGCUGGUACAAAACACCAACACACUUUAGUGGGACGCUAGAUGCUUUUGUGAAAAUCUCCCGACAUGAAGGACUCAGGUCUCUGUGGAGUGGACUACCCCCAACACUGGUUAUGGCAGUACCUGCCACUGUCAUCUACUUCACCUGCUACGACCAGCUGCGGGACUUCCUGAGAUACGGUCUGGGCUUCCAGGGCAGCCACGUCCCUCUUGUUGCUGGUGGUCUGGCCAGAUUGGGGGCUGUGACGGUGAUCAGCCCUCUGGAGCUGGUCCGGACUAAGAUGCAGUCCCGCCGGCUGUCCUACAGCGAGCUGCGGGUGUGUAUCCGCUCCGCUGUGGCUCAGGACGGGCUGCUGUCUCUGUGGAGGGGCUGGGGACCCACCGUCCUCAGAGACGUCCCCUUCUCCGCGCUGUACUGGUUUAACUAUGAACUGGUGAAGGCCCAGCUGUGUGAACAGUCCCAAGUGACUCAGGCCAACUUCUCCAUCAGCUUCACUGCAGGAGCCGUCUCUGGAGCUAUUGCGGCGAUUCUGACGCUGCCUUUUGAUGUUGUGAAGACACGGAGACAGAUCCAGCUGGGCGAGAUGGAUACUCUGGGAGUUUCCUUAAAGAGAACCACGUCCACAUGGCACAUAAUGAAGGAAAUAUGGGCAGAGAUGGGCUACAGAGGCCUUUUUGCAGGUUUCAUGCCCAGAGUGAUCAAAGUGGCCCCGGCCUGUGCUGUCAUGAUCAGCAGCUAUGAGUUUGGAAAGACCUUCUUCCAAAAGAUGAACCUUGAUCGAGAGCGACUGGGAUGCUGAAGGCUGUCUGGUUCGCAGCAGCACAUGCAGACAGUUUUAUCAGGACAAACAGAAGCUCAAGGAACAGGCGGGUCUGGAUCUGUGUGAACAAAAAGAAGAAGAGGAUUCAGGGAUUUCAGGGAUGUAUCUCCCUUCAGACCUGCUCUCUUGAAAUGUAAACAGACUGUGAAAGACUUGAGACACACCUACAGCUUGAAGCCUGAGACAGAGAGCUGCUCUCUGACCACAGACUUGGUGUGAUUAUUUCAGUAAAAUUUAGACUAUGUUAAAAUAAAAUAAUGUGAUUGAUGCUUAAGCAAAAGGACAAAUUCCAUAGAUCACACCUCUGCACAUGUACAAAUGAUGAUGAAUCUGUGCAGGACACUGGUGUGCGCUUUAUUGCUUGAUGGGGAAACCCUCUUAAGGGCUGAAACUGCAUCUGAAGCAUGAGUCAAAGGAAAAAGUUCUCAUUCCUAUAUUUUGCAUUUUUGAGACCAACUGCAUGGUGUUUAUUGACUCAUUACAAAACUGGUCCACCCUGCAUCAGCUUUACUGCAUCCCCCUGCAUUCCUGUAGCAGUAAAGCAUGACCGCUGUGACAUCGGAGUAGAUUGCUGACAAAUCUGUUUUGUGUUUUGGGUAAAUUUAAAUAAUCUGUAGCACUUUUAUCAGAUAUAUAACUUCUAGUUUGUUUAUUGAAUGAAUUCCUCUUUUCUGUUCUCAUCAUUGGAGGAAAGCUACAGUAUACAAAACACAAAGCCUGGUGGCAGAAUUAAAGCCUUCUUGGAGGAUUUUUUCCAUGUGAAUUACGCAUUUUGUGAAGAAUUCAUGAACAAUUGAGCACAAUAUUCUGUGAAGAAAAUCACUUUGUAUGUGAUAAAGAAAACACAAGAGGCUUCCAAACUUCCCCCUGGUGGCAUUUUGAUGAUAUAUUAAUUUGAAUUUCUUGCCGACAACAAACAUAACAUCAAAACUUCUUACACACUGGAUCAUAAUACAAAAUAUUUCUGCCUUAACCUGAAAGGUGUCAAUGUGCAUCCUAUGUUGUUUUUUUUUAAUGAAUGAAAUGGUAAUAAAUAAAACCGCUUGAUUUUCA
This is a messenger RNA of Centropristis striata (black sea bass), 2312 nucleotides long. It is a transcript of the gene slc25a39, whose product is annotated as solute carrier family 25 member 39. NCBI's taxonomy places the organism in Eukaryota, Metazoa, Chordata, Actinopteri, Perciformes, Serranidae. The record is from RefSeq and is a predicted model, not a curated record. Gene Ontology annotation, biological process: mitochondrial transmembrane transport. The transcript is spliced from 12 exons. Bases 162 to 1238 code for a protein of 358 amino acids.